Medioppia subpectinata is the source of this 606-nucleotide messenger RNA. Lineage: Eukaryota; Metazoa; Arthropoda; Arachnida; Sarcoptiformes; Oppiidae. The record is from the annotation of a GenBank genome assembly.
GUGAAUGCUGUGUUUAUUAUUAAAAACAAAACUUCAAAAUUCAAACAAAAAAUAAAUACAAUUUUGUCGUAAAACACAAUACAAACGAUUGACCCGUUUUUGGCCGCACAUGUGUCCACCCGAUCGGUAACCCGAUAUCUAUCACGUGACCCAAUCAAGGCGUGUGUGUAUCGGCCGAGUAUUGGUGUCGGUGGCGGACAAACACGUGUUUUGUCUCUUCGUGUGUAUAGUUUGUAGCCGUUUGUGGCCAUCACUAGUGAAUGUGACCAGUGUUUUGACGGAUCAGUCGCGCGAAGACCAAUGGCCGGUCACGUGAAUAUUGUCACCGAAAGGGGUAACGAUUGCGGAGUCGGUGACCAACAGAUGGACAAGUGUUUGUCUUAUACCAUACAUCAAGUGUCCAGUUAUUCACCAAACUAUCCGCCAAACCGUGUAUUAGAGGACAACCCAAACGACUCCAACUCUCGCUGGUCUUCGGAGAGCACAUCUCCUCCACAGUACAUGACAUUAAAGCUGAGCCGAACGGCGAUUGUGACCGAAAUCCUGUUCGGCAAACACCGAAAGCCGCACUUAUGUAACGUUAAACGGAUCAAAGUGUUCGGCGGA